Messenger RNA from Nasonia vitripennis (jewel wasp), 887 nucleotides. RefSeq lists its product as uncharacterized. The record is from RefSeq and is a predicted model, not a curated record. Lineage: Eukaryota; Metazoa; Arthropoda; Insecta; Hymenoptera; Pteromalidae. Bases 136 to 774 code for a protein of 212 amino acids. Gene Ontology annotation, molecular function: nucleic acid binding. The transcript is spliced from 2 exons.
AUAGAGCUCGAGAAGGACGAUUACAUCCUGAACGUCGUCGCCACGAGUCUGGAGAAAAUGACAAUCGUGUUUUAACAGUUCUCGCAGUCGUUCACCUUAAUCCUCACAUUAGUUCUCGAGAAAUUGAAAGACAACAUGGAAUACCAAAAUCAACAGUUCUUAGGAUCCUCAAAGCCCAAAGAUGAAGCAACUUUUAAAAACACUGGGGAACUAAACAGGCAUAACUGUCAUUACUGGUCAGAUGUGAAUCCACUUUGGCACAGAACAGUUGAUAAUCAACAUCGUUGGAGUUUAAACGUUUGGUGUGGAAUUGUAAAUGGAUAUGUAAUUGGUCCUUAUUUUUUUAACGGUAAUGUCAACCAACACAAUUUUUUGGAAUUUUUGAGAGACCAUUUACCUGGCUUGCUUGAAGAGGUCGAUUUAGAGACCAGGCAAAGAAUUUGGGUGCAAUUGGAUGGUGCACCACCACAUUUUGCACGGAUUUUAAGAACCUUUCUUAACGAACGGUACCCAAACCAAUGGAUUGGACGUGGAGGUCCAGUUGCAUGGCCUCCUAACUCGCCUGACCUAACUUCACCUGACUUUUACCUUUGGGGAUAUUUGAAAAACACUUGUUACGAACAGCUACAGCAAGACAUGAUGAAACGGAUACGAACAGAUUGUGCAGAAAUUCCACGAAAUGUCUUGCUUUCCACGGUAAGACAUUUUUUGAGAAGAAUUCAACUUUGUAUCGACGCAAACGGUCGUCAGUUUGAGCACAUACUCAAUGGUUAGAAGUGAGAGGCAAGGGGACUCACUGUAAUAAAGCACCCCAAAGGAAACAUAAUCCUAUUACGUCUGCGUCGUUGUUUCUGGGUAACGCUAAAAAUAGGAAGUAAAAAGCUUUG